CGUAACAGGCGGCGAAGCCACGGCUAGCUCCCGCCCGCCUCACCCCUCCCGCCAGCUCCCUGCCCGCUCUGAAGAUGGCCGCCUCACCCGCUUCCAAAAUGGCCGCCGCAGCGCCGCAAAGCGCACCAUAGAGACAAGCGGCGUUCCGCUCUGCACGCCGCUGCGGCGCGCUGCCUGUGCCAGCGGGGAGCUGCGGGGAUCUCUAUGGCAGCAGCGGCCGCGCUGCCGGGCUCUGAGCGGGCCCCGGCGGAGAGAGGAUGCCCCUGGCUGCCUAUUGCUUCCUGCGAGCCGUGGGCAAGGGCAGCUACGGGGAGGUGAGCCUGGUGCGGCACCGCCAGGACAGCAAGCAGUACGUCAUCAAAAGGUUAAACCUUAAGAAUGCUUCCAACCGAGAGAGGAAAGCAGCAGAACAAGAGGCACAGCUGUUAUCCCAGUUGAAACACCCAAACAUAGUCACCUACAGAGAGUCCUGGCAGGGAGAAGAUGGCCUCUUAUAUAUUGUUAUGGGCUUCUGCGAGGGAGGAGAUCUGUAUCACAAACUUAAAGAGCAGAAGGGCCAACUUUUGCCUGAGAAUCAGGUGGUGGAGUGGUUUGUGCAGAUUGCCAUGGCACUGCAGUAUUUACAUGAAAAGCACAUUCUGCACCGAGAUCUUAAAACUCAGAAUGUUUUUCUGACACGAACAAAUAUAAUCAAAGUGGGUGACCUGGGAAUAGCCAGAGUGUUGGAAAACCAGUAUGACAUGGCCAGCACUCUCAUAGGCACACCGUACUACAUGAGCCCUGAACUCUUUUCUAACAAACCCUACAACUACAAGUCUGAUGUUUGGGCAUUAGGCUGCUGCGUUUAUGAAAUGGCUACACUGAAACAUGCCUUUAAUGCCAAAGACAUGAACUCUUUGGUGUAUCGAAUUAUUGAAGGAAAGUUGCCACCCAUGCCAAAGGAUUACAGCCCACAGUUGGUAGAAAUAAUAAGAACUAUGCUCAGUAAAAGACCUGAGGAAAGGCCUAGUGUGAAAAGCAUACUCCGACAUCAAUAUAUCAAGCACCAAAUUUCUUUGUUUUUGGAAGCCACGAAGGAGAGGGCAGCCAGAAGUCAAAAGAAAACAGUAAAUUCUAAACCUAAAGAUCCUUGUUCUCUGGUCACAGUAAAGAACGAAUCUCAUAGCAGGAAUGUUACACACCAAAAUCACUCCUUUGAGCAAGCCAGGAAAUACAAAGUUAAUGAAGAAGAUUACAUCAUCAAAUCUAAAGCCACCAAAAUUUGUCCGUCAGAAAAACAAGCUGUCGAGUUGGAAAGCAAACCAAGCAGUAAUGAUUUGAACAACCUGGGAGACUCCUUAGCUACAGUUAGUGAUGUGAAUAUUGAUAUCUUACCAUCGGCAAGGGUGAAGUAUGGAAGUGAGAAGCGUGGCAGUGAGCAUAUUCCAGAGAGUACUAAAGCAAAGAGAAAUGUGAAUGUUUCAGGGAAUUCUAAACCAACAUCCAGUGGCCCACCAAUGAAGGAAGAUGGACUACAGCAAAAAGCAAAGCAAGUUUUCAAAGCUGAGAAUGUUGAGUCUAAGCAGUAUUCUGUUGAUGCUACAGGAGAAGAUGGUGACACUUUGAAACUCCUGCAGCCUGUGUCACAAGACCAAAAGCAAACUGAUCUGAGCUUGGAUUCUACUGAAAAGCUGCUGGCACCGCUUAUCCCUCUUUUAAUUCAAGAUGAUGUCUGUCCUGGAGCUUCGGGAGAUGCUCAGGAGCAAGUUACCUCCCAUUUGCAGCCUCACAGUUCUGUGAGUGAACCCUCUCUCUCACGGCAGCGACGGCAGACAAAAAGAGAGCUUUCCGAAGUCUCUUCAGAGAAGUUCAGAACAGCUGCUCCCCGGCCUUUGCCUUUGCCUUCUGAUGUGAACAGAAAACCAGCACAGAGGUGUGCAGAGCAGCGUGGUGCUGAAGCUUCUGAAUCUGUAAAUAGCGCCAAAACCAGUCAUGUUGUCAUUUCAAAGGAGCGGCCCUUGUCAGCAAGAGAACGAAGGAGGCUCAGACAGUCUCGGGAGAUGUUUCCCUCUGGUAACUCAGUGAUUCCAGCAAGAGCAACGUCAAAUAGUGCAGUAGUUGAAGCAAAAUCACAUAUGGAGAAUCAUGUUAAAGUUACUCAGUCUUCUUCAGAUCCCAGUAUUUCUCAGAGAAAGAGAGAAACCUAUUGCCUAUCUGAUGAUGAGUUAAGCUCUUCCACAAGCUCUACAGAUAAGUCUGAUGGUGACUCCAAGGAGAGAAAGAGCAACGUGAAUGAAAUGAAUGACUUGGUGCAACUAAUGACAUGGACACUGAAAAUGGACUCUAAGGAGAACUCUGUAAAAUCUGCAACCUCAACUCCAGCCCCAGAGUUUAAACUUCAUAGAAAGUAUCGAGACACUUUGAUUUUGCAUGGAAAAUCACCUGGUGAAUCAGAGGAAUUCAAAUUUGAAGAUAUUUCUUCAGAUAUGUUACCAGUUCCUAACAAGAUUAGGAGAAUGGUUGAAAUCCUGAGAUCUGAUGUGGUUCAAGGACUGGGAGUGAAACUUCUUGAGAAGGUGUACAGCAUCAUGGAAGAAGAAGAUGAAGUGAAGAGAGAGCUGCAGCUGCGGGAGCAUAUGGGAGACAAGUAUGUGAGUUACAGUGCCAAGGCACGACAUCUGAAGUUUCUUGAAGAAAAUGUGAAGUUCUGACCAGACCCUUUCCCUCAGAGAAAAGGACUGGUUUAUAGCCCACUUGAUAGACUGGACCAGCUUACAGAGCACCUCCUUUGCUGGAAUAAGGAGGUGAACUUGCAAAAAACUUUGUAGUAAUAUUUUUAUGUUAAAAUGUGAAGGCUAUCACUUUCUCAGAAGAGAAACUGCUUAGUUUAGUUUUUAUUCUCUUAAUGGAACUUUUUAAGAAGUUGCUUUUUAUAAAUGAAAAGAGGGACAGAUGGA
Molecule: messenger RNA, 2936 nt
Organism: Pezoporus flaviventris
Lineage: Eukaryota; Metazoa; Chordata; Aves; Psittaciformes; Psittacidae
Gene: NEK4
Product: NIMA related kinase 4
Exons: 16
Coding region: 258-2690 (810 amino acids)
Biological process (GO): protein phosphorylation
Molecular function (GO): ATP binding; protein kinase activity
Source: RefSeq, a predicted model, not a curated record